Molecule: messenger RNA, 2070 nt
Organism: Setaria italica (foxtail millet)
Lineage: Eukaryota; Viridiplantae; Streptophyta; Magnoliopsida; Poales; Poaceae
Exons: 9
Coding region: 160-1836 (558 amino acids)
Cellular component (GO): plasmodesma; plasma membrane
Source: RefSeq, a predicted model, not a curated record
UCUUUGCGACCCCCAUCUCUUUCGUGCUCCUACCCCUCCCUGUUCCGCCUGAAGCUUCCCUUCGUUCUCAUCUUCUCCGGGUGGGGGGCAACGGGUGGUGCGAUCUUGUUUGGGUUCACGCGGGGGAGAAGGGCACCGCAGAGGCAGAGCUGCUCCGCCAUGGCAUUGCCCGUCCCCUUCGUCCGCCUGUCCCUGCUUCUGCUCGUCGCGCUGCCAUUCUGCGCGGCGCAUCCCGCCCCGGGCUUCCAUGCUCCUCGCGAGUUCCAGACGCCCGCGCUCGACUCAGCAGAUGGAUUUGGCUUGGUGGCCAGGAGGUCAAUUGCUGAAGCUCCUGCUGACAUAAACAUCACUACGAAUAGCUCCUUUGUCUUGGCGGCAGAUAGGACAUACCGAAAGGACCCCUUGAAUGGUUUCAGGAAAUAUCCAGGUGGCUGGAAUAUCAGCGAAAUACAUUAUUUUGCUUCCGUCGGAUAUACAGCCAUUCCCCUGUUCGCCAUUGCCCUGGUGUGGUUUGUGGUGUUUUUUCUGGUUAUGCUUGGGAUUUGCUGCCACCAUUGCUGUUGUCCGCAUCGCAGUUACAAGUAUUCCCGAGCAGCAUAUGCUUUGUCAUUGAUACUUCUAAUAUUGUUCACUUGUGCUGCAAUUACUGGAUGUAUUAUGUUAUAUGAUGGCCAGGGAAAAUUCCACAAAAGCACAACGCAUACUCUGAAAUUUGUUGUUAGCCAGGCAAAUUAUACUGUUGACAACCUUAGGAACCUGUCUGAUAGUUUAUCUGCUGCAAAGAAGGUUGACAUUGGGCGAUUCUUACUGCCUUCCGAUAUGCAAAGUCAGAUUGAUGAAAUUCAAGCAAAGUUGAACUCAUCAGCCACUGAUCUUGCUAUUAAAACAACAGAUAAUGCUGCAAAGAUUAAAAAAUUGCUAAACCAAGUGCGGCUUGCUUUAAUUAUCAUUGCGGCUGUAAUGCUUCUUCUGGCAUUUAUUGGCUUCGUGUUAUCCAUCUUUGGGCUUGAAUUCCUCGUCUCCGUCUUGGUUGUUAUUGGAUGGAUACUGGUUACUGGAACGUUUAUCCUGUGCGGUGUCUUCCUUCUUCUGCACAAUGUCACGUCAGAUACUUGUGUUGCAAUGGAGGAGUGGGUUGCUCAUCCUAUAGAACACACUGCCCUGGAUGAGAUUAUCCCCUGUGUUGAACCUGCCACAGCAAAUGAGUCCCUGUAUAGAAGCAGGCAAGUCACAUUCCAGUUGGUGAAUCUGGUGAACCAGGUGAUCACCAACGUGUCGAAUCAGAACUUUCCUUCUCCUCCUCCGGUAGCAACGCCUUUCUACUACAAUCAGUCAGGGCCGUUGAUGCCGCUGCUCUGCAACCCAUUCACACCUGAUCUGAGCAACCGCACCUGCACCAGAGGAGAGGUUACCUUGGACAAUGCAACUCAGGUUUACAAGAGCUUUGAAUGCCAGACCACCACGGUCUCAGGAGCCGAGAUCUGCACCACGGUGGGGCGCGUCACCCCCAGGAUCUAUGGUCAGAUGGCCGCGGGUGUGACGGUGAGCCAGGGGUUGUACCAGUACGGCCCUUUCCUGAUUCAGCUGGAGGACUGCACCUUCGUCCGCGACACGUUCACGACCAUCAACCAGGACUACUGCCCCGGCCUGCAGCGGUACAGCAAGUGGGUGUACAUCGGCCUGGUGAUGGUCUCCGCGGCAGUGAUGCUGUCCCUGAUCUUCUGGGUGAUCUACGCGAGGGAGCGGCGCCACCGCGUGUACAACAAGCAGUUCAUCGCCCAGCACCAGCAGUACCCGGUGGAAGACAAGCCGGCCCCAACGGCCCCACACGCUUGAUGACAGUUCCCAUCCAUGCCUGUGCAUACUCCAUGGUCCAUGGUAGUGGUUUUUGUAAUGUAGAUCGCGGUACCCUUGAUUGUUGGACUGUUGGUUGCUUGCUGAUUUUCGUAGCCGAGGUUUAUGCGCAUUUUCGUACUGACGGUAGCUGGAUUUGUGUUGAGAUUGGCCAUUGGUGGUGUACAUACAGUUAUGAUCUGGAAGGAUUGCAUGGUCAUCAGUUUGCUUCUCUUU